AUGACUUCAAGUGUAUAUACGGGUCAACCUUCAUCUUCUGAAUAUAUUAUUUCAAAAGUGGACGGGUUAAUUAAUUGGGCUCGCCAAGGGUCGCUCUGGCCCAUGACUUUCGGUUUAGCUUGUUGUGCAGUUGAAAUGAUGCAUACUGGGGCUGCACGCUACGAUUUAGACCGUUUUGGUAUGAUUUUUCGACCAAGUCCAAGGCAAUCCGAUGUCAUGAUUGUGGCAGGUACUUUGACAAAUAAGAUGGCACCGGCUUUAAGAAAAGUAUAUGAUCAAAUGCCCGAACCAAGAUGGGUUAUUUCCAUGGGCUCUUGCGCAAAUGGUGGUGGUUAUUAUCAUUAUUCGUAUUCUGUUGUGCGUGGAUGUGAUCGUAUCGUUCCAGUUGACAUUUAUGUUCCAGGAUGUCCACCGACUGCGGAAGCUUUAUUAUAUGGACUUCUCCAGCUGCAGAAAAAAAUUUCUCAAAAUAAGACAACACUUUUAUGGUAUAAGAAAUAA
This is a messenger RNA of Ostreococcus tauri, 501 nucleotides long. Lineage: Eukaryota; Viridiplantae; Chlorophyta; Mamiellophyceae; Mamiellales; Bathycoccaceae. The record is from the annotation of a RefSeq genome assembly.